This is a messenger RNA of Pangasianodon hypophthalmus (striped catfish), 6284 nucleotides long. RefSeq names its product zinc finger and BTB domain containing 16b (gene zbtb16b). Gene Ontology annotation, biological process: regulation of transcription by RNA polymerase II. The transcript has 7 exons. The record is from RefSeq and is a predicted model, not a curated record. Gene Ontology annotation, molecular function: DNA-binding transcription factor activity, RNA polymerase II-specific; protein binding; RNA polymerase II cis-regulatory region sequence-specific DNA binding. Gene Ontology annotation, cellular component: nucleus. NCBI's taxonomy places the organism in Eukaryota, Metazoa, Chordata, Actinopteri, Siluriformes, Pangasiidae. Bases 354 to 2318 code for a protein of 654 amino acids.
CAGAGUUACGCUACUUCUUUACUGUCUACUUUUACCUAUUUAUUUGUUUGUUUGCCGCGACCAGCAGUUAGAGAUUAUAGUAACAAUGCGUGAUCAAAUUAAAGUCACGAAACACUUGGAGACAUUUCCGCUCGGCAUUUGUGAAACAUCCAGCGAGUGUGAUUAAUUACUUUUCCAAAACGUCUACAGCAAACAAGCGUUGCAUGAAAUCAAAUAAAGUAGACAGUGCUGCACAAGCUUUUUUCCCCACCUUGUCAGUCAGGUGCCAUCACUGGGCUCGUGCGUGCUCGCGCAGGCAGAUUAGAAGAAGAGGCAAGAGAACAAAGCUGUGACAUGGUUUGGUUAAUGCUGCUAUGAUGGAUUUGACUAAAAUGGGUGUGAUCCAUCUCCAAAACCCUGGGCACCCUACAACUCUCCUGCAGAAGGCCAACCAGAUGCGUCUGUCAGGGACAUUGUGCGAUGUGAUCAUUAUGGUAGACAGCCAGGAGUUCCAUGCCCACAGAACUGUGCUGGCGUGCGUCAGCAAGAUGUUUGAGAUCCUGUUCCAUCGAAAUAGCCAACACUAUACUCUGGAUUUCCUCUCACCAAAGACCUUCCAGCAGAUCCUGGAAUAUGCCUACACUGCCACACUCCAGGCUAAACUUGAAGAUUUAGAUGACCUGCUAUAUGCUGCAGAGAUUCUGGAGAUCGAGUACUUAGAGGAGCAGUGUCUGAAGAUCUUGGAGACCAUUCAGUCUUCCGAAGAGAACGACAUGGACAUAAACACAAACGAGAAUGGCACAGAAGAUGAUGAUGAGCGUCGGAUGAAGUAUUUAAAGAGCACUUUCAUUUCCAAAAAACAUUCCAUACAGGAGGGCAACUACAGCUCUGCUGGCCGCCAUCGACUGGCCCUGGGCAACAUGGUUGACAAGAAGCCUUUAGUGUCAGCGCCACUGGGCCUUAAUACCGUCAGCCCCACAAGGGCUGCUGUGGAGAGUCUGAUGAGCAUUGGCCAGUCUCUCCUGGCAGGGACUGUGACACAAGGCCUCACUUUCUCCCAAGAAAACUCUUCUCCAUUGCUCGAAAAGAUUAAGACUGAAAUGAUGCAAGUGGACGAGGAUGAUGGCCACGAGGGUAGCUCUUCCAGAAAUGGAGAUGGGAUCAGUGAGUCCAAACAGCACAGAGGCACUCCGGGAACCCCCACUAGAGGCACUGUCAUCACUAGUGCUCGGGAGCUCCAUUCCACUGAUGGUGUUCUUGAAUCACAUGGAGAUGCCAGCCAAGUGGGACCAGCAAAUGUUGCCAGUCUGGCUGAGAGACAUCUUGCAGCAUUGUACAACCAUAAGAAUGAGAGCAUGCUGCCCAUAUCUGUAUCCAUGGCUUCAUCUCUGCACAUGCCACCCACCCUUGCUAUGUCUGCAGACUUUGGCGCCUAUGGUGGGCUCUUCCACCAGAGCUUCAUUCAGCGGGAGUUCUUCAGCAAACUGAGCAAUUGCACAGCAGGUGCAAAGCAUGAGGGCCAGAGGGAGCGCUGCAGUGUGUGUGACAUGGAGCUGCUGGACAGUGAGACUGCAGAGCAACACAGGAAACUGCAUAGUGACAUGAAAACCUUUGGCUGUGAAUUCUGUGGAAAACACUUUUUGGAUAGCUUACGGCUGAGGAUGCACAUGCUGUCACACUCAGAUGGACCAAAAGCGCUGGUGUGUGAUCAGUGUGGAGCUCAGUUCUCUAAAGAGGAUGCCUUGGAGACCCAUCGGCAGACACACACAGGCUCAGACAUGGCUGUGUUUUGUCUACUGUGUGGGAAACGCUUCCAGACUCAGAAGGCGCUGCAGGGCCACAUGGAGGUCCAUGCAGGUGUGCGCAGCUACAUCUGCAGCGAGUGUGAUCGAACUUUCCCCAGCCACACAGCUCUCAAACGCCACCUUCGUUCACACACAGGUGACCACCCUUAUGAGUGCGAGUUUUGUGGCAGUUGCUUUCGGGAUGAGAGCACGCUGAAGGGCCACAAGCGCAUCCACACUGGAGAGAAACCCUACGAAUGCAACAGCUGCGGCAAAAAGUUCAGUCUUAAACACCAGCUGGAGACACAUUACCGCGUACACACAGGUGAGAAGCCAUUCGAGUGUAAGCUGUGCCACCAGCGCUCGCGUGACUACUCAGCCAUGAUCAAACACCUACGCACCCACAAUGGAGCUUCACCUUACCAGUGUACCAUCUGCCAGGAGUAUUGCCCCAGCCUCUCAGCCAUGCAGAAACACAUGAAAAGCCACAAGCCUGAGGAUGUUCCCCCAGACUGGAGGAUUGAGAAGACCUAUCUGUACCUAUGCUAUGUGUAAGACAGUUGAAGAAAGGAAAGAAGAAACUGGUGGCUCAUUCACUCAUUUUGUUCUAAGCCUGGGCCAAAGAUGGAGAAGGAAAGUGAUCAAAGCUGUUGUGUAAAAUUUUUUUCAUGCCAUUUCAUAUGCACAUGUUAAAAUUCAUCUCUAGGGACAUUACAGUGUUCUUGCAUUGGUAAAUGGAAUGUAUUGUUAAUUGUUAAUGACUUUUAACAAAAGUAGGAGAACCCAAUUAAUAUGAUAUUUCAUAAUAUUCUAGCCCAGCAUGCUUCUCACUAAACAAAAUCCAAGAUUCCACCUGUUAUACUGAAAGUAAUAACGUUUGUGGAAGCCACAUGAAAAAAAGCAGAUAACUGUUUGAAAAGCAGAAAAAUUAAAUAAAUAAUCAAAAUAGAAUCAAAAUGACAUCUGUUCAGCAAUGCAGGUCCAUCACACAGCUCAUUUUGAGUGUCAGAAGCACUUAUUGGUGGCCAUUUGAUGACAGGUAAAACUCAAAUUGUGCUACAUUAUGGCCACAAAAUAUCAAGGAUGUUCAGGGAAGUGUUCAUACAGUAACUACACUGUGCACUUUCACAACUGAUUUGAUGUCAUAACUACAAUGUACAGCAUAGUUAUGGAUACAGACAGGGGAUUUGGUUUGCUUUUCAUUAGUUGUCCACCAUUGUCCUACCAUUGAAAUUAGUGUAGUAGGGCUAACUGUAACAUAAAGUGCAUAUGUUGUUUUGUUAUAAAGUAAUGCAGUAUUACUGGAUUAAGACUCACAUUUAGGGCUGCUGCACAUUGGUAAAAAAGUUUUUUGUGCCGUAUAUUGAUACUUUGACUUCUGGACAUUGCAAUGGGGUGUCAUGUUCAGGCAUCUUAAGAUUGAUUAUACAGCAGGCUGAAUGAAAAUGAGAUCUUUUAAAUACAUAUAAAAUGUAAAGAUCAAAGUAACCUAACUAGAGAUUAAAGAAGAAUAUGCAGUAUUCAGCUCUACAGAUGUUAAUUUUUCAUGGCUUAUUUUUUAUUUUUUUAUUUUUAUUUUUUAAAGUAACUUGAAUUACUUGAUUGUCUUGUGCUUCAUUUAUUUUUAUAUUACACCACAGCACUGGUGCAUGCACUGAUGAUUCGUCAGAAGGUGUUGAUUAGAUUUCUAUAACGGCAGCUCUGACAGAAGUUUUGGCUGCAAGGCAAAACACAGGUUUAUAUUAAUGAGUUUGCUCUAAUGCAUUAUUGUUUCUACAGUAAUAACUUAUACAGCGGCCCGUAUGGCAGAUGCUCCACAUAAACCGACAAAAAAUGUUGUUGAUAUGGUGAGGUUUUCUGUGAGGAGACGUCAAAUUAGCAUUUUUUGGAAGGAGUCUCCAGUGUCAGUGCUUUAUAACAGUCAGAGCUAAACUUGUAACUUGAAGCUUUCUGACAUGCUGCAUUUCUUGUCAUAUUAACUUCAAGAGAGAGGAAAAAAGUGAGGGAGCAACUCUUUAUAGCUGCUAUAAUUUAAGUGAUAACAGGAACGAACUUGUUUCAUGGAUGUUCUACAGCAUUAUAUGUAAGUAUAAAUGGAUAAAAAGUAUGAUGUGUCAUUCUUUAGUAAAUAAAAUAUAUAAUCAUUGACAAAUUACUGUGGUACAAGAGUAACAAAACACUUCAGGACAUGCUGUUUUUGGAAAAUAAUCAAAAAUUAUUUUCCUAUAAUAGCACACUCCCUCUAUGUGUGUCUUGUGGUUAAUUGAGCUGCAUUUAGGACAAUGGAUUAUAAUACCAUACAGUGGUUCAGUUAGACAUAACAAAAUCAUCAUAACCUGCACUCAGUGAGAGCUGUAUAAAGAUGCUCUUUGCAUUAAUAUCAAGUUUUACACUGCUCAGAUGUAUGCUUUUCUGCCCUCUGUGUGCUACCUCUUCAUGGCUCUUUGUUUUGCACAAAAGCAAAAGCACAUUUGAUUAUGUUUAUAAUUUGCAGUUUAAUCUUAUCUUUUGCUUAAUUCUCAGAGAUCUUGAUUUACUUGACUGACAUCAUAUUUACACUCCAUAUCUGAUUUACCAUUUUAAAAUGAAACAGACCGUAUCCUGAUGUUUUAUUUCAUAAAAUUUUAUAAAAUGUUUAUGAGCUAUGGUAUAAGGGUGAAGCUUAAGUAUAGAAGUAUUGUCUUUUUAUGUGAAAAUGAUUGUAAAGUGGAAUUGUCAAAUGACAUGCAGUUCUGCUAAGUUCAUAAAUUGUGUGUAAAGGUACUCAUGGGGAAAAAAAUGUACAUGAGAAAGCAAAAAAAAAAAAAAAAAAAAAAGACAAGAGCCAAAUGUGGCACUUUGAUAAGAAAAAAAAAACGUUGUAUUUUUGUAUUCUGUAAUGUGCAAAAUCUGUCCACUUGUUUAUAGUUGAGUGAGUCAAGUACUUUUACAGUAACUUUUGCAUUGUGUUUGUUUUUGGUGAUCUUUUUGUGCCUCUUUUACAAUGUUGACGAAGUUCAGUAGUAGAUGUUUGUAAAUCUUGUACUGUGGUCACUGCUGCUGGGUGUCAGUUUUUCAUUAAUGAUUAUCUGCCAAGAUCCGCAGGCCUACUAGUAUCACAAAGCACAAAAUACCUAACAGAAAAGGCAGAAAUGUUUUUUUUUUUUUUUCUGUUUGCUUGCAUUGUGGUCACAGCAUAUUCACUGUGAGAUCCAAAACACAUUAUAUGCAGUUAUAUGCAGGUUUUUGUGUGUGUGCAGUGUGAGUCAAAAGAAUUAUUGUGGUCAACUUGUUCAGUGUGUAAAUGCACUACUUAUGAGGAAAGAAAAUAAUCUUCCAUGAAGUCACAAAAGAUUUAAUUUUAAUAUUGUUCUAAAAACAUUUUGUAUUAAUUUUUUUGCUUCAUUAAGAUAUUGCAUGUGUCCAGAAAUACUGAGGAAAUUCACCACUGAAAUUAACUGUGACAAACAGGGAUGUCAUUAAUUUCCUUACUGCACAUCCAGAUCACAACCAUAAAACGAGUUCUGGCAAAGCAGUCAAUAUUAAUUGUUAUCGAACACUGAGUUUAUUUUGUUCCUUUGUCUAUAAUGAACUUCUUUAGGCAAGGGGUAAUAAAGUACACUGUGAAAAUGUCAGGCUAGCCUUUACAGAAAAAUCACUUUGAUUUCACACUUGAUCAAAUGUUUUUCACAUGUGACCAUGUGAGUAAUAUGUGAUCACAUGUGAAGGUACAUUUCAACCUGUUAUGCACUGAAAAUGCACAUGUGAACACAUGUGAAGGAUAUGUGACAUCAUUUGAAUAACAUGAUCACAUGAAAAAUUAACAUAUGGAAAUAAGUGAAUUGUAGAAAAAAAUCACAUGAAAAUAAAGUCAUGCACUACAUGUAACAAAUCCACAUGUUAAAAACUUUUUGUAGGGUUUGCAAUAAAACCGUAUGCGCAGCACAGACUUGACAAAGUGGCAUCCCUGUGUCACUGUGUUUUAUUUUGCCUCAACCUAGAAGUAGCCAUUUCGUUCAGUGCCCCCUUAUCAGUGCCAUUCACAUAAAAUUUGAUAAAUAAUCAUAAAAUUUGAUAAAGCACUGAGAAUCCAUGUUGGACCAAAUGAAAUCUGUUUUUCAAAAAUAGAUUAUUUUCUUGAAGUAUCAUUGUACUUUUAUGUUGAAAUGAUUUACAUUAAUUGUCUUUUAGUUCAUUGUACUGUCUACCUCAGCACCAAUUCUUUAUAUAACCCUAAAAGGUGCCCAAUUACAGCUGAUCUGUUUUGUUUUGUUCGUUUUCUCACUUGUGCAUAUGUUUUUUCUUCUUUUUUCUUUUCUUUUCUUUUUUUUAAUUUUAGCAUUUGGAAGUUAUUUCUAUUUUGGAUUGUUGUUUUUUCAGUAUUUUCAGCAUAAAGUUGAUAUGCUGUCUUUUUGAACUGUGUGGUGGCAUUGAUGCAGAUUGAGGUGUAUUCCUUUCUCUCUGUGUGUGGGCUCAAACACAGCUCUGUGUUACUCUUAAUGUUGUCUGGGGUGUGGAAAAAUAAUAAAGAUAUAAAAGAGA